Sitophilus oryzae (rice weevil) is the source of this 567-nucleotide messenger RNA. RefSeq lists its product as uncharacterized. The record is from RefSeq and is a predicted model, not a curated record. The coding region runs from base 1 to 567 and encodes 188 amino acids. The transcript has a single exon. NCBI's taxonomy places the organism in Eukaryota, Metazoa, Arthropoda, Insecta, Coleoptera, Curculionidae.
AUGAAAACUACGAAAGCGACACUACAGCGUCAUCUUAACCAAUUCCUUCGACAAUAUCGCAAAGCAGCACAUUUCACCACAGGACAGUCCCCAGCUCAAUUGUUCUUAGGUCGAGACCUUCGCACUCGCCUCAAUCUAACGAGACCUGAUGAUAUAUCAGCGAAAGUGUUAGAAAAACAACGAGCUGAGAUGCAAUUCACUUUUCGCACCAUGGAAGAUGGACAAAGAGUGUAUUUCCUAUCUGGAAACCAGAAGCUCGACAAAUGGCUCCAUGGGACAAUUUCUAAACGACUAGGUGAUCUCCACUAUGAAAUCAACUAUCAAGAUAAACAAAUAAGACGUCAUAUAGACCAAAUAAGAACAUUUCAAGGACAAAUAGAGGUACCAACGUAUGAUCGUCAACGCCAUAUUCGUUAUUAUAAAGAAACACCAACUGCACCAGCUGCCAGAACAUCAAUUCGUGAACCAGAACCUCCAGUGAUACCAGGGAAUACACCUCACACUCCAAGGAUACCACGAAGAUCAAAUCGAGUAAUUCGUUUACCGAUGAGAUAUUCACCAAAUUGA